UUUGUUUUUUUUCCUUUUCUAUAUUUUUCACACCUUUUUGUCGGCAUCAAUAACAUUAUUUUUAUUUCCUUUUCUAAAAACAACACCACUUUUUUUGCGUUUCGUUUUGUGUUACUCAUUCAUUACCUUUUUUAUUGUUUCCGACCAAUUUUUUGCAUGGGUGAAGGAAAUGAAAUUAUUUCAUACCGUAUUCCUUGUAAUAGUACUACCGGCUUUGCUAUUUCAGGAAAUACGUUAUUUAAUGUCCUGCCGACAUAAAAAUGGAUUUCUAAUUUUCGAAAAUCGGGACGGCAAAUCCCUGAAUUUCUUUAAUUUUAAUUCUUUAUCCAAAAUUAUAAUUAAAUUUCUCCAUAUUUUUUAUUCCUUUUUUGUCUACAUAUUAGACAUAUUUUAAAAUAUUUUUAUUUUCUUCAUAUUCUAUUUUUGUCAUAUUUUUAAAUUUAAUUCUAUUUUGAACAUUUAAACUUUCUUAUUAAAUAUUUUUUUUAUUUUCCUUAUAUUUUCAUAAUUUCCCGCUGCUUUAGUCUCUUCUUAAUCGUUUUAUUUGUCCUUUUUACCUCCUCCUCUUUACAUACAUUUUUAAUUGGCAUUCAUUCUGCAAAACUUUUUUAAAUGGCUGCAAAAACACUCAAUUUUCCCUCAACAAUUUUUCGGUUCCUCUGUCGCAUCGCUUUUCCCAUGCCACCAAUUUAUUCCUUCUACUAAUUAACAUUUCCGUUGUUCUGACUAAAAAAUUCUUUAUUUUUUUUUAUUUUUUAAUA
Molecule: messenger RNA, 761 nt
Organism: Meloidogyne enterolobii
Lineage: Eukaryota; Metazoa; Nematoda; Chromadorea; Rhabditida; Meloidogynidae
Source: the annotation of a GenBank genome assembly